Messenger RNA from Miscanthus lutarioriparius, 1317 nucleotides. The record is from the annotation of a GenBank genome assembly. Lineage: Eukaryota; Viridiplantae; Streptophyta; Magnoliopsida; Poales; Poaceae.
AUGGCCAUCGACUCCGGCGGCGGCGGCGGCGAUUGCAGCGGCGGCGGAGCGAAGCGGCAGAGGGUGGAUGAGCAAGGGGAUCGAUGCGAAGUGGUGGGCUCGGAUGUGGUCCCGAUGGACCGCAUCUCUGCGCUGCCGGACGAGCUGCGGCAACGCAUCCUGACGCACCUCCCCCUCAAGGACGCGAUCCGCACGGGGGCGCUCGUGCGCGGGUGGCGCGACUUGUGGAAGGGCUGGUGGGCGCACCGCGCCUCCCUCGAGGUGCACCUCCGCUUCUCCCUCAUCGUCGACAUCUGCAAACUCAAGUCCUCGGAGCUCCGGCGCUUUCUCGACUACGCCGCGGAGUGCGGCGUCGAGGACCUCCACGUGGAGACGAGCAAGAUCACGGUCGCGGACAAGCUCAACUUCCAUCUGGCGCUGUCGAGCGCGUCCCUCGCGUGCCUCUCGCUCCGCCGCAUCAGCGUCUCCAGUAUGUACUACAAGGGCGCCCGGCCGUUCCACGCUCUGACGCUCUCGAGAUGCUUGGUCAUGCCUCAGAACGUGAGGAGUGUUAGCCUCGCGGAGUAUGAUGGAUUCACCCGUCUGAACUGGGUGCCUCUGCCCAGCCUUCGAUCCUUCCACUACAGUGGUCACUUCCUCGAGGCCCCCUUCAACAUUCCACGCGACGCCGCUCUUGCUGAUCUUUAUAUUUGGUUUGCUGAUUCAGUAUCAAUAAAGUACGAUGCCAAAAGGUUGAAUAAUUCUCUCCCGAAGGAUUUAUCUGGCCUCAACGUUCUCACCAUCUGUUCCAAUGCUCUCCCGGUUGCAUCUUUCUUGACAGAUGAUGGAAAAAGUGUUCAUUUGCCCAAUCUCAGCUUAAACAGUUUGAGAGAGCUACAUCUACUCAUGUUAAAAAUGGAUGCUGUCAACCUAGCUGACCUUUAUGUGUUCCUCAAGACCUGCCAAUGUCCUAAUCUGGAGAGGCUCUUUGUGCAGCUCCUGGAAUCUAGAUAUGAACCCAUGGAACGUUCAACUGAUGGGGUGAGUGAAGAAGCACCAGAGGAUGGCUUAGACAACCUUGUGAUGGUAAAUGUCAUGAACUUCAAUUGGCGAUGCACUGAGGUGCAGCUAGUGAGUUUUCUGUUGAGGAAAGCUAGUUCCCUGCGUAAACUGUUAAUAGUUUCUCCCAAUGCCGCUCCAUUGGAUUUGCUUGGUGUACAAGAAGCAGACCUUUUGCUUUUCAGAGAAGCUUUAGCCAAUUGCAAGAUAAUGCUGAGUGAGUCUGACGAUGCUUCAACUCAACCAUAUCAUUCUGAAGUACCAAGUUCUAGUUCUUAG